This is a messenger RNA of Magnolia sinica, 1716 nucleotides long. RefSeq lists its product as uncharacterized. The record is from RefSeq and is a predicted model, not a curated record. The coding region runs from base 1 to 1716 and encodes 571 amino acids. Gene Ontology annotation, molecular function: zinc ion binding. Lineage: Eukaryota; Viridiplantae; Streptophyta; Magnoliopsida; Magnoliales; Magnoliaceae. The transcript has a single exon.
AUGCAGAAUGUUGAUACUGGAAAUGCUCAAGCAUCAUUGCAGCAUUUACAUGGAGGUUAUAAAGCACUUGCAUCUUCUUCACAUAAUGUUGAUGCCAAUAACCAUGAUGUUCCAAGUGCAUCAAAUGAUUUGAAUAAUCCUGUCAACAACAUGCAGAAAGUGAUGCCUGUUUUAAAAGAAGGCCAAGAAUUUAAAAAUGCAAAUGCUUUCCACGAGGCUUUAAGGGAGUACGCUAUACGUUCAAAUUUCCAAUACAGGCGAACCAGGUCAGGCCAUGGCCGUUUUCAGGCGAAAUGCAUUAAAGAUGAUUGCUUAUGGUGUAUACGUGCAUGUAAGCUUCCUAACAAGCCUACAUUCAAGAUAAAAUUAUUGAAGGGAAACCAUACUUGUAAUGCCGCAAAUGAGCCAACAAUGUCAAACACAAAGACGCAUCAACAAGCCAAUAGGAAAUGGAUUGCAACUUUGGUCAAGGAUCGACUCCGGAAAAAUUUGGAUUGUACACCCAAAGAUAUCGUCGAUGAGAUUAGUCGAGAAUACAAGAUCGAAGUAAGUUAUGAUAAAGCUUGGAGGGGUAAAGAAUUGGCACUAAAAGAGAUGCACUUUGAAUUAUCCUAUCCAGAUCUUAGGAUGCUUUGCAAGGAUAUUGAGAUGACAAAUCCAGGAAGCAUGGCAAAGCUUAGCAGGUCAUCUGACAACUCAUUAAGACUUUUUAUUGCAUAUAAAGCUGCAGUUUGUGGUUUCAAGAAAGCAUGCCGACCAGUUGUGAGGCUUGAGCAUAUGAAGAAAGGAGGAGAAUACCCAGGUGAGUGGUUCUUCGCCUCGGCCAUUGAUGCUACCUGCGUUGAUUUCCCAGUCUCAUAUGCAUUUGUUGAAUCAGAGAGCAUAGAGAGUUGGAAAUGGUUUUGUGGGGAGUUGACUCAAGUGUUGGAAAGUAUAUCUGGAUUAACAUUUAUAUCAGAUAGGCAGGAAGGAAUUCUUGAAGAUGUUCGUGAUUUCUUUCCAUAUGCAUGUCAUCGUUACCGUCUCAAGGGGCUGUUUGAUGAAAUUCGGCAGAAGUUCGAAUGUGAUGAAUUGUUGGAUCUUUUUAGGAGUGCAACUUAUGCACCAUUUCAUUCUGAAUUUGAUGAUUGCAUGCGUCAGAUUCAGGGUAAAUAUAAAGAAGCAUGGAAUUUUGUAAAGGAUAUUAAUCCUAAGCACUGGGCCACAUCUCACUUUGAAGGGAAGUUUAAUGUUUACUGUGAUUACCUUCCAUUCCAUAUGUUGUAUAUGGUUGUGUGUUGGGGAAAUUGGCCUAUCACUCUUAGUUUGUUAAGGUUGCACGGUGAUAUCACAAGGGCAUUUAGCUGUAGAUUUGAAGAAAGUUCAGAGUGCACGACAAUCUUUGUCUCCUGUGUUCAAGAUGUUAUUUCUAGUGUAGAGAAAGACUCAGAGCGUUAUUUUGUAUCAGGUAGUGCAACAGAGUUCGAGGUUGUUGUGAAAGGUGAAGGGGCAUUUAAGGUGGAUAUUCAACGUGGAGCAUGCCCAUGUUUGUUCUCUCAAAGACAUGCGUACCCUUGCGAACAUGUUAUUGCAGCUAUCCUAUACAGUGGAUGUAAUGUGUAUGAAUUCCUUGAUUACUUCACUGUUGCCAAAUACCGGGAGACAUAUUCAGAGGUUAUUCAUCCAUUGACGUUUAAGCCUGAGCUCAUGAAGAAGAGAAAAUAUGUACAUCAUUAA